GGGUGAGAGACGGGCAGAAGGAGGAGACAAUUGGGUCAGAGGGGGAGAGAAAUGGGACAGGAGGGGUGUUUUUUUUUCUCCAAUGCUUUCUCCAUAGAUUUACUGGUUCCUAAUGGUAUCUAUUAUUGCAACAUACUGUGUAAAAUGUAGCAGAGACCUAAAAUGUUUUAUAAACAAUGAAGGAUAAAUUAUUAAACAAGUUAUUAAGUAAAGGAAAAAACACACUGGAGCAACAUAACAUCAAUAAUAGUUGAUCGACCAUGGCUGUUGCUUACUCUGGAAUUCAUCUAAAGCUAAAAAGUCCCAAAACCCCAUGGCAAGACAAACUCAAGCUGGCUCGAUUUGCCUGGAUUUCACAACAGUGCUUUAUACCCAACAAAGAACAGGUUUUACUGGACUGGGUGAGCCACACGUUGACUGGAUAUCACAGCAAGAAGUUGGUGUUCGGUGAUGAGAUUGUGGCCGGACUGUGGACUUACUUGGAUGAUAUUCUUCACAGCGUUAAGCUCCAAAAGCUGAUCAAGGAGGGGAGGGUUGUUAACCUCCGCUUUACAGUUGCUCAGACGAUCAAUGACAUUAUAUCUGAGUGUUCCUCUGAAGAGCCACCGGGUGAAUGUGCAGCAUAUCUGGCGAGGGUGCUGAGCUGCUGCCAAAGCAUCCUCUCCUCUCCAGCCCUUUGCAUCAUUUACACCACCAAGUGGGAACAACUAGUGGAUUUACUGGGAAAACUCUCCUUACUGGUCUGCUCCAGACUGAAGUCUUCAAACGCACUGUGCUCAACACAGCUCCUUAAUGUCCUGCUGCUGACAAUACAUCACUAUCUUGUGGUCCAGAGGCAACAGCAUAAUCAAACCAGGGUAUUCACCCAGGUCUCGGCCCACCUGCUGCAGCCGUGCCUUUUACUGAGGCACCUGCUGACGGUCAAAUCCUGGGCAGGUGAAGAGGAUGGGGCAGCACGGCAUCGCCUGAGCAAAGAUAUCAGAAACAAGAUAGAGGAGUUUCUUCUGGCUGGGCUUUUCCACCAGGAUCACCUGAACUCCUACCCAGAGGAGCUCCUCCAAAGGGACGGUGCGGAUGGGAAAAAGAAAAACGCUGUUAAGUUAUGGCUGUUGCCCGUCAAGGAGAUGCUGGAUAGAUUGGGAGACUCUGAGUUCUUCAGGCCCGAUUCCCACAUCGCUGUGGUGGGCAGCUCAGUGCCUCUGCUUUACAAACUCUUUCUCGAAUCCUACUGCAAAGAUGAAAAUCGACUGCUUUGCUUCCACAUGCUCGCUCGCUUAUUCCACUCCUUCGCACUGCCACACGUAAGCCCUGCAGCGGGUGAGAAUCUCCUGCCCGUGACCCCGGCCUCGGCAUUGCUGGCAUUGGAUCAGCUGCUGACCUCUGCAUUUGCCAAUGACAUCUACAACAUUGCAGUGGAUAAAAUCCAGAACCAUGAGGUGCAGUUUGCCUUCUACAGCAGGGUAGCCGAGACAUUGCUAAGUGAACCCCAGCCGACCAUCCCAGCCUGGUUCAGGUGUCUGAAGACCUUGGUCUUGUUGAACCAUUUGAUCGUGGAGCCCAGGCUAGGGGACUUGGUGUCGUUGGCGUGGAUCAACACUAACAUAACUGAUCCACAGAAGCGGAAGGCUCAGGACAUGCUGCUGGGCACCUUGCUGCAGACCUACGCCAAGCUCCGGCAGCUGCCCCGGCUCUUCCAUGAAGUGCUGGACGCGAUCUGCCGGCCUGUCACUGAGCUGAGGCAGCCUGUCCUCUCCACCGUGCUAACCACCAAGCUGAGGGAGUGCUUAGCUGACCUGCCACCCAGUCAGGUCCUGGACAUUUGGGACAUGAUCCUGAAGAAGUGCCAUGAUCACUUGAUUCCAGACCUGGAAGGGAACUUUGACUUGGCAGAGAAGAUGUUUGCGGUGAGUGUCCUGCUGCACUCCAUUCUCUUCAACAUGAGGAGCCUCGACAGCAAAACGCCAGUCCCGAUCAGGCGGCGCACAGAGCAGUUAAUGCAGGAGAUGCCCCAAACAGUAGUGCUGCCGCUCCUGAACAUGGUUAAAGAUCAUGGUGAAAGCUCAUCUCCCUGGGCUGCCAGUGUGAGCGGUGCCGGCCUGCUCCUCGCCUACACCUGGGUGGAGGUUAACACCAUGCUCCAGCUGAACUGCCCCUCCUACGUCUCUCCAGAAAGCCAGGCCGGUAAACUGGCAGAGGGCCAGGCGAUGAAGGAGGGGGAUUUUCAUUGUCUGCUGGCUGAAUUAGACUCCAACGCUUGGUUGCGGAUUGUCCAGGUCUCCAGGAAGAACAGCCGACUAAACCAGCACUUCCUGGAGUUGCUUUCCCUUCAGAAAAUGAAAAAGAUUAUCAUGCAGCGCGGUGAGCGGAGCGAGGAGGACAACACUUCCUUGAGAUCGGCAGCGGCUUUCGUUGUGCUGUCAGGGAAAAGCACCAGUCCGAGCGGCCGUGCACAAGUGUGGGACGGGGAGCUGAGCACACUGAGUGAGGAGACCCGCGAGGUCGCACACUGGUACCUGGUCACCUCCAACCUCUUCCUUCUCUUUCCCUACCUCUCUCAAGAGGACACGAGGCACAUAGCGGAUGUGGUUCUGGGCAGCCUGCUGCGGGAAGAUCUCCUAGGGUCAGGUCGGGACUCGCUGACCGUUCCCGCCAUCUCCGACAGUUUGCUCCGCAGCCCUCUUCUCCCUGAAAUGCCAGCACUGCAUUCCGCUUUCAUUUCCGGUCUGACUGAGAGAAUCGGGGAGCUGGUGGCCAGUUCAGGGAACAUUGCGGCCGCACAGCUCCUGCGGGGCCUAGCAGACCCCAAUAUUCCCUGGCACGAGGACUUCUUUGUCAGGAGCCGGAAGGACAGGGUUCCGAAGACCCAAUUGCAGGAGCCACAGGAAGACGCCAAUUCUCCUCAGAAACUGGUCGAAGCUCUCGCUGAGAGCAUCCUGUCGCAAGCAAAAUCCUCCUCCCCUCUCGCGCUGUCAGAGCAGCAGCGGCAGGAGCUCCUGUGUGCGCUGGAUCAGCUCUUAGCUCUGCAACUGGACGCCCUGCGCUCUGCCGAUCACAUCCGCUGUUUCCUUCUGCUGUUCACUCUGGCUACCAGGCUCCGACCCUGCUCUGACCAGAGCCAUGCUGUCGGACCCCUUCAGCUACUGAACAAGUGCUACUACCUGCUGACUGUCCUGCAGACAGGCAGAAACUGUAACUCUGUGUUCAGAGUGCUGCACGCCAGUGACCUGUUGGAAGCCAUCGUAGCCUCCUUGCUUUCAGUCAGCGCGGAGUUAGGUGCUGAGCGAGAGACUCCGGCUGGGUUGGAGUUUCUUGGCACCUUCCAAACGUUCUUAGCUGGGUUCCUUCAGGUGAUCAUUGACAGGAAGCAGAGCAUGUGUCUGAACUUGGAACGGUUUAUCCAUUUCCUCGCCAGCUUCAAGGCGGUUUUCAGUGAAGAAACCAAAGAGAGCGGGAAGCCAGGGCCGGAGCAGCUCCUCCUGCUGGCUCUGUCCGUGCUGGCCCGAGUCCUCAUCACUUCUUUACAGCAGUCGGAGAGGAACCAGUAUGCAAGCAAAGCCCUCCUCGCCCUGCUCGGCCAAGUCACCGGACUCAUGGCUCCGGUCCUUCAGGCUCACCUCAUCGCCAGCAGUGGGUUGGAUCCAGCGUUCUACAUUUUGUCCGUCACUGUCCUGCUGGAAGCGGAGCUGUGCCUGAGGACUGACAGCAGCCUGGAGCAAGGAGACAAGACAGGCAGCGAGGAAGUGAAGGCACCAGAUCAGGUGGAGCUGCAAUACCCACAACUGUACCAGAGCACGUGCUCGAGAGUCCUUGAGGAGCUCCUCUCUUGCGGGGACGACCUGGAAAGUCUGAGGAAAAGGCUGGACUUUUUGGGGGUGUUUUCUUCAGCCUUGGAGCUGUGCAGUGAUGCCGGCUUCGAGAAUGGUGUUCUCCCGGUGCUCAGCGCUGUGAAGAGUCUGCUGGCAGCUCCAUGGAUGACAGUUCAGUGGGUGCAGUCACUGGAACCUCAGCUCAUCGAGAUCCUGACGCAUUUGGCAGAAAGGUGCACUGGUGAGCGCUCCUACGUAAUGGCAAGAGUGAUCACACAAGGAUUUGAAGUCGCUAACCUUUGGAAAGGUCAGCACACGGAUGUCCUGGCCGCCGUGACCCUGACCAGGCUCUUCUUGAGAUGUCGCCUUGACGAGGACCCACAAAAGGCUUUUUGGCUUGUUGCUCCACAGAUCAUCACAUCACUGCUUGUUCUAAGCAAGGAGGCAGCCCAGGAACCCUUAUUGACUUGUAAAAUUAUUUUGCCUGUAUUGGAGACGUUGGCAAUUCUGGUGAGGCGGGGAGAGGGCAGACUCCUAAACCCACAACACGUCCACCUUGCAUUUAACACCCUGUUAUGUGUACCGCUCGAACGUCUGAAACUGGAGGAUUACGAAAAGGUUUUUGAAGGAAUACAUGAAGUCCUGUUUUCUGUUUUAAAGUUUCAUCCUAAGGUAAUGCUAAAAGCAGCUCCCUCUUUCCUCAAUUGUUUUAACCGAUUAGUCAUUUCCAUCAUGCAUGAGGGUCGUCAAAAACCUGAUCGAGAGAAAGGAAGCUCAACUGAAAAUGAAGCUAUCCUGCGAUGUGCACUCUUAGUGCGGAGAAUGUACACUCACAUUGCUUCAGUGACUAAAGAAUUCACCCAGUUCUCUCCUUUCAUCGUGGCGCAGUACAUCAAUGAACUACAAAAGGUCACCCUGCAUCCAGAUGUGAAAAGACACUUGACAGAAGGACUCUAUGAAGUUCUAGAUCUUUGUGUAGAUUAUGACAUACAUUUUAUUAACAUGUCACUGCAGAUGGGUGUGAGGGAGGUCUUCAAGGCGCUGUAUAGCAACUAUGUACGUUAUCACAAAACCAAAAGGCAAGGAGAGGAAAAGUACACUGCAUAAACUGCGAAGAACAAGUUCUUAUCCCAGCUUUCAGUAUACAAGGAAAGAAUCUACUGUACUGAAUUAGAUAAUGUGGGCUUUAUAAGGAAACACUGACAUCUUUAACAGUGGACACAGGAACCACUAAUACGCUAUGGAUCCCUACUGCUGCCUGUGGAUGAAAUCAGCUAACUCAGAGUUCAAACUCUGCUGGUCAUCAUGUCUUAUUUGUACAUUAGCAGUGUAUUUCCCAACUGAGUACCUCUCACCGUGCUAAUUUAUUAAUACAGUUAAUAGUACUUUGUAAUGAUGCACCAAUUUAGAUGUUUUUUUCGAGGAAAAUUUGCCAACUGAGAUUCGUUAUGAAAAUAUUCAAAUCAACAUGAAGUGGAUAUUAUGGUUAAAUAUCUCAUUGGUGCCAUCAUUUGAGGAAGGCAUCAAAAAGUGCUUCCAUAUAUAAGGUAAAGGGUCUAAACCCCCGCAGGAGAGAAGAGAAAGUUGGCAAGAUUAUAUAAACAAAAUGUGUUUACAGGCAGAACCAAAUAUAAAGUUAGCCAGUUAUAAUAAUCCUUGCAUUUGAUAUCAUAUUGUCAAAACAGCUCAAAAAUGCUUUACGGGAUUUAAGUGUGGUCUAUAUUUGUGGGGAAAAAGUAUUACACCUCCAAGUGCAUUGAUAACCAUAUUACUAUUGAAUAAAAGCGGUGCUUUAUAUUUACUAAGGACAUUAGUGCCCUCCAUAUUGGUAAUGAGAUGAUACAGACUGAGUUCAGAGACUGCUCUUCCUGUUUAGCUGCUCCUUUCACUGCAGUUUAUAUUGCUUUUGUUGAGCUGAGCUGGUUGUGUGCCACUAAAAUGUUUCUCUGCACUAAACUAUUUGUUUAUUUCCCCCACACCCUUCUGGCGUACCGUUCCAGGAAUUCUCUGCAAUUUCAAGCAAUGAGGCAUUCUUCAUGUUUGACCAACCCUAAACAGUUAGUUUUCAUUUGAGAUUUGACUGGGGGAGACUUUAUCAUGAAAUGCACAGAUGCAUUUUUCAUCAAGAUAAUCCAUAGUAAGAAUUCUCCCUCAUUCCUUACCCCUUUUCUGAGUCCAUGCAUGCUAAAUAGAAUGACAACACCCUAACUGAUGUUGUUUUACAUUGGUUAACUCAUCAAACCCAAGUGCAAAGCUGUUUCACUGAGCUAUGGGCUUUGGCUUCAUAGGCAGGAACCAGCAGAUAUUGCCAAAAUAUAUUUUUAAAUUCAGCUACAGUCAGUUCAGUGUCCUUUUAUAUUAGUCAUUGCAACUGAAACUCAGAAUCAGAUGAUACUGUAUGCGUUUUUAUAGUUUUGAUUCUGGCUGUAUCAUUUGCCCAAAAUAUACUUAGAAGUGCCUUUAUUUUCUGCAUAUUUACUUGUGUUUCUAAAAUGCUGUAUUCUGCAUAGAAGGCAGCAUCUCCAUAUCGGUUAACCUCAUUGUCUAUUUUCAAUUAAGUCAUGAAAAGAGAAAUUCCUGUAUGUGCAGGUAACAUUUUCUGAUGCUGGGUUUAAUCUGAUAUAUAUAUAUUUUUUUAAAUAUUAUAUAUUUCUUUGCAUUUUGUAAACAACUCAAAAUGGUUUCUGAUCUUUAAUAAACAUGUU
This is a messenger RNA of Callorhinchus milii (elephant shark), 6511 nucleotides long. It is a transcript of the gene urb2, whose product is annotated as URB2 ribosome biogenesis homolog. The transcript has 10 exons. Gene Ontology annotation, cellular component: nucleolus. The record is from RefSeq and is a predicted model, not a curated record. NCBI's taxonomy places the organism in Eukaryota, Metazoa, Chordata, Chondrichthyes, Chimaeriformes, Callorhinchidae. Gene Ontology annotation, biological process: ribosome biogenesis. The coding region runs from base 261 to 4913 and encodes 1550 amino acids.